UCAGACCACUUUCUUCUGAGGUCUACAAGCUCAUCAGGUGUCGUGGGAGAAAUCAAGCAUCAUGAAGUGGGUGCUCCUGGUUCUGGCUUGCUUCCAGCUGUCAGAUGGACUAGUGAAGUGAGUGUUCUUACUCAGUUUAAUACUAUAUAUGAAACAGAACAGCAUAGAGACCAAUAAGAUGCAAAAAUUGUUCACUUGCUAAUCAGGUAGCAUUAGAAUUUUUGAACUUUCAUGGUGUAAGUCAGGAGUAAGGUAAAAUUAUAUAGCACAGAGAAUUAGAUGAGUGUACAGGGAUGAGUGAAGAUGUGAGAAUAUUUUUCUCCACAUGGUAAGGAGGAGCCAUGUAUAAAGGGUGUUUCAUGCAAUAAUACUCACAUAUUCAGUAAACCUAAUUUCUUCGGUUUGUUGAAUGUACAUCCUUCCAUCAAUUGCCGUAGAAAAACAACAAGUGGGCAAGGGGCAGUCUCAGCGCAGGAACAGGAACAAAUAUGGUGGUGGUUCUUUGUCAUCCAAGUUGUGUGGGGUCCUUGAAUGGCAAGUAUCACUCUAUUAAUUAUAUAUCUAUGCUCUGCUUUUUAAUUCCAUGUAGCGUCCUUCUGAAGAAGGGCAAGUCUAUCCGAGAGGUGAUGAAGGAGAAGGGUGUGCUGGAAGAUUACCUGAAGAACCACAAACUUGACCCGGCCAAAAAGUACAUCUUCAAUGAAUACAAUGUUGCUUAUGAACCAAUGGCGUACAUGGAUGUGAGUCUCCCGUCCUUUCUGAGUUAACUUGUCUUUGUAUCUUUGAUGUUCUCUUUAACAAGCCUAUAUUUUUCCUCACUACAGCAGAAUGCUAUUAGGCUGAGAAACCACAUGGAAUGUAGCAUUCUGUUUAAGGGUGCAUGAGUAUUUCUAGGCUCAACAGUUCAAGCCUUUUUGUGAGUGCUGGGCUGAGUGCUCACAAAAGACUUAUAAGCACUCGAAAUGUGCACCAUUGCCUCCCCCUACCUCAGUGUGUGUAACUUACCUUUGAACCAGGGGAAGAAGGCAGCAGGAGAAGAGUUGACAGUGGGCCCUGUGGAGAUCCAGAAGCAUGAGAUUCCACAAUGAUAUAAGGCUGGAGAACUACCUAAGCAUAGAAAAAGAUGCUAUUUGCACAAUUUCUGCUGGGAAGAAUCCCCACUGCAUGAUGGAGAAACCACUGGUUGCUGCCAUUGCUGAUUAUCUUCUUCCAUCUAUGGUCAAAAGCUCAGUCCUUUAGGGAAGGGGCAAAGGGCUGAGGUGGUGGUGAAGCUAUCUGAGGCGCCAUUCACCCUGCAUGUAGUAGGCUAUGAGCAGUGUCCUUCUUGCCUCAGUCCUAUCUGAGGGCUUUCAAACCCCCCUAUUUGAGUGAUCACAACAUCCCAAUGUGUAAAUGUCAAUGUGUGUGUGUCUUUUGAGAAAUCCUAAGCCUUGGGAAAUUGAUCAGGUUGGGAGCUUUAAAAAUUCACAGAAUCACUCAUUCCAUGCAAAUCACAGAGCUCAGUUCAUGCCAGAAUUCUUAUGGAAUUCACAUUGUGAAAUAUUUUAUCCCCAGGCUUCUUACUAUGGAGAAAUCAGCAUUGGAACACCACCUCAGAAUUUCCUGGUGCUGUUUGACACUGGCUCUUCAAACUUGUGGGUGCCUUCUGUCUACUGCAACAGCCAGGCGUGCAGUAAGUCACCAAUCCCCAACUGUUCAAAAGCUAGCUUUAUUCAUAAAAGAUAAAGGUACCGCUGACCAUUAGGUCCAGUCACAGAUGACUCUAGGGUUGUGGUGCUUAUCUCGCUCUAUAGGCCGAGGAGCUGGCAUUUGUCCACAGACAGGUUCCAGGUCAUGUGGCCAUCAUGACUAAGCCGCUUCUGGCAAACCAGAGCAGUGCACAGAAACACUGUUUACCUUCCCACUGGAGCAGUACCUAUUUAUCUACUUGCACUGUGAUGUGCUUUUGAACUGCUAGGUUGGCAGGAGCAAGGACUGAACAACCGCCGACCUUCUGAUCGGCAAGCUGUAGGCUCUGUGGUUUAGACCACAGCGCCACCCGCAUCCAGCUUUAUUCAUAGCUACAGCUAAGCCAGCUGUGGUGUGAUGGAAUACAGACAGAGCUUCAACAGAGCCUCGCUGCCAAGAAACUGAAUUUCUGUUAUCCAUGAUGCCAAACAAAGGCUUUUCUAACUGUACUACUUCUGCUGAUGCUGUGCAACAUUUAGGGUAUAUCCUAAGGAAGCUUUCAGCCUUAUAUUAUAUUUCUCCCCACAGCCGGUCAUUCAAGAUUCAAUCCCAGCCAGUCUUCCACCUACUCCACCAAUGGACAGACCUUCUCCCUGCAGUAUGGUAGCGGUAACCUUGAUGGAUUUUUUGGCUUUGACACCAUGAGAGUAAGUGUCACUUAGUCUUUUUUUUUGGGAGGGUGAACUAGUCUAAUGCUACCAAUGAAUCACCAUCAAGUGAAUCUGCUAAUGUAGGGGUGGGGAACCAUUCCUCUUAGCCAUCAUUGUCAUAGUUUGGUCUAGGGGCGAUUGAAGUCCCAGCUGAGGACGUUGGGACUGGGGGCAAGAUGGCGGGGUUGGAGCAGGAACGAGAGUCCAGAAGCCAGGGGUCCAAGGGUCAGGAAACAAGGAGUCACGAAGUCAAGGGUCCAAGGGUUGAAGAGAAAGGAGUCACGAAGUCAAGGUUCUGAGGAUCAGGAAGCAAGAAGCCAAAUGCAGCAAGGCAGGAAGCAGGUUGCUGUGACAAAGAGCCAAAGGGAAAUGCUGACCUUAUACCCCUUCCCGGCUCUUGCCACCAGGUGCAGUGAGUUACCAUGUGGCCUCACCUGUGCGGCUGCACCUUGCCUCUCCAGAACAAACUUAGGAAGGCCCCAGUCCUGCGAAGCCCUACUGGUCACAGGGCCUGGCUCCUGCACACACUGCUGACAAUCAUAAGCUAAGGGAUGUUUCAGGGAUGAUGGGAAUUGUGGUCCAACAAUAUUUGAAGGGCACCAUGUUGGCUACCUCUGUUCUAGAAGCUCAAAAGCAGGCCACUAAGAUGGUGGAUGCCCUCUUUUGACAAUUUAUAAUUCUUUUCAUUCCUAUCCUAUCUAUGAAUUUUACGGUGACACUUUCAUUUUGUCUCCUUUAGCUCCAGAACAUUGUUGUCACUAAGCAAGAAUUCGGCCUGAGUGAAAAUGAACCUGGCUCCAACUUCGUUUAUGCCCAGUUUGAUGGCAUCCUGGGGAUGGCUUAUCCUUCUCUUGCAGUUGGGGGUGCUACAACGGCCUUAGAGGGGAUGUUGCAGCAAAACUUGCUUUCACAGCCAAUCUUCAGCUUCUAUCUGAGCUCGUAAGAAAAAGAAGCCAUUUUCCCUUUAGCUUUAAUGUCCUACACUCCUUUGCUUUUCACACAUCAUAGCAUAAAUAUAAAUGGGUUGGAUCUAGAAUAAAUUAAUCAUGCUUUACUGCCACAGAAAUAGAUGAGAUUUCAGUUAGUCAUGAAGGGAUGGAAUUUUCUGAAAAUCUCAGUAUUAAGCUUCUCCGCACACAAUUUUUCAAACUUCCUUCUCACUCCAUGAUUUUGAUGAGAAGAAAGUUAUGUCCCUGUGUGCUUCUGCUAUAAAUGCAAACACUUCUCAAAUGUUAUAUGCAUGUUUAUACACAUUAUUGUAUGUGUUACUAUACAUGUUAAUAUUAUGCAUAGAUUAUAUUCACUCCAGGUUUCCUAAAGUAACCAGCAAAAAAAUCAUACGUACAACAAUGUACAUGGCUGUAGAAAAAUACAUAUAUAUUAAUACUUAUAAAAUUAUAGCGCAGAAACAACAUAUUGCAUGGGACUUGACUCUCACACAUAUACAUAUUUUGGGGUAUAAUUUUGCAUGAAAUGUUAUAUACAGUCAGCCAUUAAAAAACCCCAACAAUGCACAAGAAAUUCAUAUGUACAGUACUGUACUCUCACUGCGUCUUUAUCUCAGAUCCUUAAUUUUCCUUGAAGGGAAUUUUGCAUUUAUACAACCCAAAUAAGGGCCACCCCUUUACACAAUGUUCUUUGCUUUAAACAUUCCAGAACAAAUUCUGAAUGCCUAAUCCUUUCUUUUUGUUUGUAGCCAACCAAGCUCUCAGUAUGGUGGUGAGGUUGUCUUUGGAGGUGUAGACACUCGACUGUACUCUGGAGAGAUCUAUUGGGCUCCAGUCACCCAAGAACUUUAUUGGCAGAUUGGAAUUCAAGAGUGAGUUGAAAUUGUGAAAAAAAAUAAUUCAAGAGCAUUGGAGAAUUCCCAUAAAUAUCUGUAUAGUGCUGUGCUUUUGAACUCAUGGCGACACCUUCUUGGAUUUGAGCCAGACUCUUCUAGAAGGAAUGCAGAUAUAAACUGAAACUUAUACAUUAUUUCUCAAAGCAUCAUAGAUAUUUCACCAAAGUAAAUGAUUGCACUGUCACUUUAUGUUCAAUAAUAUUCAAACUGCAGUGGAUUAAAAUUGAAGUCAGAUGUGGCUUUGCUCAUGAGUCUACAGCUAUGUAUUAGUAUGUCAUCUGUGUAUUCAGCAUUUCCACUCUGGGUUCUGCAUGAACUGGCUACACAUAGCUACAAUCUAAAGUACACUGAUGUCCCUAGGGAAGAUUAUUUCUUGAACGUGUAAAAUUGGACUGCAAGCCUAGAUGUUUUGCAUGCCACAAGCUUAUUGUUUAAACUUAGGCUAGGAACUAAGCCUUAGCCCAUUCUCCAUGGCUUCUUUAUCUCAUGGAGAUGUUGAUGGGAGGAUUAAUAGGGCCAAGGAGGUGAACAGCAUAUAGCACUGAGUGGGAAUUUAUAUUUAUAACUUAUAUCCUCCCCUUCUACAUCAAGAGGGCAGCUAGCAAGGAUUUAAAAACAUCUUACCAUAUUAUACAAACCUAAGUGUUAUCAUCACGCUGCAAUUCCCGCAGCUGCAGGUGGUGCUGUGAACUGCAGAAUCAUGAGAGGCAGUGGAUGGGCAGCCCAGGCAAGCCACGGAGGGACAGCCCAAACAGGCCAGGGCAGCCCCUCAGCUGCUCUGGCUCCUCUGCCCACCAGCAUCCAGAUCCCUAGACCAGCUGGCACUGUUACUGCCCACCAUCCUGCUUCAUGGUUGGCCUUGGAAUCUGCUGCUGCCAUGGCUGAUCCUCAUGAAGAGUGGCAAAAUGAGCAGCAUAGGAAGGGAAAAGGUGGCUGGUUGGCACCAUGAAGUGGAAAGGGAAGCAGUGGAUGGCUUUGGCAAAGGUGGUUGGUGGAGGUUGGGUGAAUGUAGGUGAGGUUGAUAAGUGAAAUGAGCAGGGGUACAGCCCCUAGUAAAACAUUGUUAUGCAACUUCCAUCAUAUUAGAUUUCAGGACAAUCCACACCAUGUUAUGGUAUAGUUAUGCAUUGACUGAGUACUAAUCUAUAGGAAAGCUAUGAUACACAAAUGACAAACUAGGAAGACUGCAGGUAAGACUGGCUUGUUAAGAGUCAGCAUGAGGUUUGUAUCAGUAUCAGCAAGGAAUCAAUCCACUCUUUUUGGUGCAUAGAGAAGCACAUGGCACCUCCUGGUCCUCCCACAUCAGAACAGAAGGCAGUGAAAGGGAGGCAUGAGCUUCACAGUAAUAAAUCUUUUUAAAGAAAUUUAGUGGCCAGCAAGGACUUCAUACAUUUUUUUGCAGAGGAUAUAGGCCAGACUGCACAUGAGAGGUAUGGUGGGAUUUUCAAUGUGUUCCCUGUUCUUAGGUUUUCUAUUGGGGGAAGAGCUACUGGAUGGUGCAGCCAAGGUUGCCAAGCUAUUGUGGACACUGGGACAUCCCUCCUCACCGUUCCUCAGCAGUACAUAGCGAGUUUUGCGCAGGCUGUGGGUGCUCAGCAAAAUCAGUACGGAGAGGUAGGUGAAAUUACAUAUUUUGAAGAGCUGGAAGGGUAACACAGGAUGCAGGGUGAUGUGGGAUAUAGCUGGCAUAUGCGCAGUUUGUGUGGAUGGCCUCAAAGUCACCAAGAAUCUUGCCAUUAUAGAAGUAAUUGAUGCAUACGGAAUGACUACAUCUCAGUUCCAUGCAGUCCUAGCUGUCCUCCUAUAGGAGAUUAACCAGUCAUUGCAUUCUUCCUUCACAGUAUGCGGUUGCUUGCAGCAAUGUUCAGAAUUUGCCCACCAUCUCCUUCAACAUCAAUGGGGUUUCCUUCCCUCUGCCCCCCAGUGCCUACAUCCUCAAUGUAAGUUUUAGAGAUCUGGACAUCAUUAACUCAUUUGUUUUCUUUUAGCGUAAGAACCAAUAGAAAGAAUUAGAACUUAAGGUUCGGGACAGGAGAAGAAAGAUAGGGCUUUCUCUUGAGUGCCAUCUGUCUUUAUAAUAACUGGGCUAGCAUCUUUAUGGAUCCUACUCACUUUCCCCUUUCUAUUUAUUGCUUUACAGAACAAUGGCUACUGCACAGUUGGGAUUGAGCCCACCUAUCUGCCUUCCCAAAACGGACAGCCUCUCUGGAUCCUGGGAGAUGUCUUCCUCAGGAAGUACUAUUCCGUCUAUGACAUGGGCAACAACAGGAUUGGCUUUGCAGCUGCUGCCUAAGCUUCUUUGCUAUUACACCUGACUUGUAUCUAUUACAAUGCCUUUCUUUUAAGAUUCUUACUGAGAUAAAAGGGGUAGUUUAAAUGCUUGCCCUUAUCUCCGUUACAAUUUCUUUCUUUCCCUUUAAGCUUGUCUUGGACCAUUCUCCUUGAACUAUCUGCACUCUGGGGCCCUGGGUUUUUUUCUUUCUUGAAUCACUGGCUGCUGUUAUAAUGAUGUUUGUGGCAGAUUGGAUAAUAAAUGGUCAAACCUGAGAUAUUUGUGCUCAAGUCUGCUCAGCUACUGUUCUGCUGUUUACAGAGGACAUUAAAGAAGAGUGCUCUUAGCUGGAAUCUGUAUACCUGGAAUAAAUCUUAGGCUAAAUAA
Podarcis lilfordi (Lilford's wall lizard) is the source of this 6880-nucleotide messenger RNA. The record is from the annotation of a GenBank genome assembly. Lineage: Eukaryota; Metazoa; Chordata; Lepidosauria; Squamata; Lacertidae.